Molecule: messenger RNA, 4569 nt
Organism: Amyelois transitella
Lineage: Eukaryota; Metazoa; Arthropoda; Insecta; Lepidoptera; Pyralidae
Gene: Pgant7
Product: N-acetylgalactosaminyltransferase 7
Exons: 6
Coding region: 113-1867 (584 amino acids)
Cellular component (GO): Golgi apparatus
Source: RefSeq, a predicted model, not a curated record
GGUAACACUCAAUCUAGUCGUGUCGUCUACGUCAACAUCAGAAAACUGCACUUGUUUGUGCAUUUAUUUGUUUUAAUUCUAAUUUUUAAUUAGUGCCGCAAAUCUGUCGAAAAUGAGGAUAACAAAUGUUAGGCGUGGUCGUAUUAUCCGUAUCUCUUCGGUGUGUGCUAUCCUGCUGCUUUUAAUAUAUGCUUUAAAUAAGUGGAGUAGGAAUAAUAUAGAAGCCCAACCAGUUAUAUCUGAUUAUAAAGCUUCAUCAUACAAAUCUCAUCCGGAUGAAUACCCGGUACUAAAAACAGAACUUGGCAACUUUGAACCCAAAGACCGGAUAGUGGUGAAAGGACCUGGGCAAGAAGGCAAACCGUACCAUAUGGUAGGGCGGGACAACGAUAUAGCAGACUCUGAAAGUAUAUAUGGCAUGAACAUUGCUGCCUCGGAUGAUAUCGCCAUGAACAGAACAGUUCCUGACACUAGACUGGACGAGUGCAAGUACUGGCAUUACCCAGUCAACUUGCCGAGCACGUCGGUGAUCAUCGUGUUUCACAACGAGGGCUUCUCGGUCCUGAUGCGAACCGUCCACACGGUCAUAGACCGUUCACCACCGAACAUACUGCACGAGAUUGUGUUGGUGGACGAUUAUUCCGAUAAAGAGAACUUGGGCGAAAACCUCGACAAGUAUAUUAAACGCUGGAAUGGAAAAGUAAGACUGAUCAGAAAUACUCAACGCGAGGGUCUAAUCCGUACCAGAUCCCGCGGGGCCCAAGAGGCUACCGGUGACGUCAUAGUCUUCCUCGACGCCCACUGCGAAGUGAACGUUAACUGGCUACCCCCACUACUAGCACCAAUAUACAGAGACUAUAGAAUCAUGACAGUACCAGUCAUAGACGGUAUAGACCACAGGACCUUCGAAUAUAGACCAGUUUACCAACACGGAACGAACUAUAGAGGGAUAUUUGAAUGGGGAAUGCUGUAUAAAGAAAAUGAGGUUCCCGAUAGAGAAAGCAACCUCCAUAAACAUAAAUCGGAGCCGUAUAAAAGUCCUACGCACGCUGGAGGGUUAUUCGCUAUCAAUAGACAAUAUUUCCUUGAAAUAGGAGCGUAUGACCCUGGACUGUUGGUUUGGGGAGGGGAGAAUUUUGAAUUGAGUUUUAAAAUCUGGCAGUGUGGUGGCAGCAUUGAGUGGGUACCAUGCUCGAGAGUAGGCCAUGUUUACAGAGCUUUUAUGCCAUACUCUUUUGGUAAUUUAGCGAAGAAUCGUAAAGGUUCCUUGAUAACUAUUAACUAUAAGAGAGUGAUCGAGACUUGGUUUGAUGAGGAACAUAAGGAAUAUUUCUACACACGAGAGCCCACUGCUAGAUUCUUAGAUAUGGGUGAUAUAACAGAGCAGUUAGCACUGAAAGAUAGACUGAAAUGCAAGGAGUUUUCGUGGUUCAUGGAGAAUGUAGCGUAUGAUGUGUACGACAAGUUUCCCAAACUGCCAAAGAACACACAUUGGGGCAUGGUGAAGAAUAAAGCGAGUGGUUUGUGCUUAGAUACUAUGGGGAAAGCUGCGCCUGCGUACAUAGGAACAUCGUCGUGCCACGGAACGGGUCACAGUCAACUGUUCCGUCUGAAUGAGGCAGGGCAGCUUGGUGUUGGAGAACGUUGUGUGGAAGCUGAUACCGAGUCUCUCAAGCAGGCUAUAUGUAGGCUUGGCACCGUAGAUGGACCUUGGAGGUAUGAGGAGGAGCACAAUCAAUUGAUCCAUCGGUUGCACGGCUACUGCCUGACGCUUCAAGCGCACGCCCGAACCCUAGGGCUCGCGCCCUGCGAUCCCAAUAAUACCUACCAAAAGUGGACCAUAACCCAUCAGAAAGCGAACUGGUGAGAUUAACCUAAUUACAAAUUUAAAUAACGAAUUUUAUAAUAUUUUCCCUCGUUCCAAAUUUUAAUGUUUAUGCCGGUUUUAAACUGCGUUUUGAAUUGAGAGUGUAAGAUAAUUUUUUUUUUACUUUUCUUUAUUAAUCUGAAUUGUAUUCAUAUCGUAGAUAAGACUGAUGAAAGAGGCACUCGGUUUCAGUUAAAAAAAUAUAUUUUGUCUGCUCUCAUUAUAAAUGAACUGGACACAUAUACAUAUACCUAUGUCGAGUAAAACUUAAUUCACGAAUAGAAAUUAUAGUAUAUUGUUAUAUUUUCUUUUUUUGCUUUCUGUUUAGCACAGAUUUUUAUUAUUUUCUUUUAGCCAACCUUAUUUUGCUGCUUUACUACUUGACGGUAUACUUUCUUAAUUUUAAAUUGUCCCCACGUCUGUAAAAAUUGUAAAUUGUAAAAAAAUACAAUGUAAAGUUAUUGAUAGAAUCAUUUGGCUAUUUUUGUACUUAAAAUAUUGUGCACAUUCCUGUUUUAUGAAAAAUUUGUAGCAGUAAUCUCAGUAUUUGUAGUUUAUAGGGAAAUUUUAUAACGCAAUAAUAUUGUUUAUUAGUACUGUAUCUUUCAAAUUAAAUACAUAUAAUACUUAUGUACAGCCCUAAUAAUAUUUGUGACUUUAGGUCCGCCAAAUUAUUUUCACAAAACGAAGAUUUUUUUUUUAAUGUAGGAACUUAAAUGUAGUAAAUAAAUACCUUUUCUUUUAGGGUACAAAAAUAUUUAAGACAAAGUGAAUUCUUUCUUAUUUCCUACUUUUACCUUUUUUCAGUUUUCCUUCUAUUAAUAUUUUCUAGAUCCAAGGGUGCAUAAGUGUAUAAACACUUUGUUUUUAGAUUAUAUCUAAGUGAUUAGGCAAAGAAAAAUAAUUCAAUUCUUUCCAUUGUUUGGCUCUCGGAUACAAAAAAAAUAUACCUAAGUAAAACCAUUCUUCAAUUGAACUCGUUUCAUCCAACUCACAAGGCUAAAUAUUGUACAGCCAAAGGUCACAUUUUUAUUUAAUUUUUACACAUCACCAAUUAUAAUUAAUGUCAAUAUAUGUAUAAACGGCCGAGAAAAAGAUAUCAAAUGCACAUUUAUUUAUUAACUUCACUAUGUCUAUUUAACCUCAAACAUAAGUACCUAGUGGUAUGAAAGUUCGUGAACUCCUGAAGGUCUCUCGAGUACCCGUGUAAUUAAGAAAUACAGAUCGUAAUAAAUUAAAAAUCUGCCUGAAGGGAGAAUGCAACGAAAAAAGACUAACUUAUUUUAGAAUUGCUAUAACAGAUGAGAUUAUUUUAUUUUUUUACUUUCGUUGAAUUCUCCAUAACUAUCGCAAUUAAAAAUGCUCACUUGCCAGAUUUACAUAAUGCAUUUAAAAUGAAUUUUUAAUACUCCUUUUUAAUUUAGCCAUGGAUUAACAUAACGUGUGUAGUUAGUAGGUAUACCAUGGCUUAAAUUAAAAAAAUAAUUCUUCCCCUUAUACAAAAUGUUAUUUAAAAUAUUGUAAUUAUUUUUUCGUGCCACAUGUAACCUAACUUUGAAUACUUGUUUUAUGAAUUUUAUUUUAUGACGUUUAUUGAUAAAAUACUAACAUUUUAUUUUUUCAACACAACUUUUAGCAACAUUUUAUAAACUGUUGUGUUGAGUGAAUAGGAUAAUACUAUAAAUCAAUUAAUUUCUUUAGAAUUUAGUUUGAACUUUAUGUAUGAGAAUCCAUCCAUAUUUUAUUUAUUUGACAAUAUAAUUGUAUUAAUUCGGUUUAGUUAUAGUAAGUUUAUUUAGAAAUUAAAUUAGUUUUAAAAUGUUCACAAUUACAGUUAAUUUAUCACAUCACACGUUAUAUAAAGAAUCCCAACUAAUAUUAUAAAUGCGAAAGUAAGUUUGUUUGUUGCCUCUUUAAUCGUUAUCUACUGAACUAAUUUUCUUAAGAGUUUUCAUAUUUUAUAAUUGAGUCAGGAUAAGGACAUAGGGCACUUUUCAUCCCGGUUAACUAUACAUACAUAACAUCACGCCUCUUUCCCUUCUUUUCUCUUUCUCUUUCCUUUUUUUUUUCUUUAACUAUAGUUCCCGCUAAUUACGCGCGGGCGAAGCUGCGUGAUAAAAGCUAGUAUUUCAACAAUAAACAUGGGGUGAAUUUGUCAAACAGGGUGUGUUUCGAGUGUUCCCGGCAUUGCUCAAUUUACUUCCAAAAGUUGCGCAUAUAAGCAUUUAAUUUGAGUAAACUUUGUGAUAUAAUAAGCCUUAGGUUAAAAAAAUCAAUUAUACACCUAAUCAUAUCUUAUUUUGCUAAGUCUUAAUUUGAUAUUUUGUCUUAUCGCAUAGAAACAUGAUAGGGAAAGAUUAAAUAAACUAUUUUAGCAAUUUAUCCACGCAUGUUCUCAUCAGCUGUGUAUUUUUUUUUAAAUGACGAGUUCUAAAUAAUCUGUAUGGAUACCAUGAUUUUAAAAACCAGAAAGAUUAAGAGAUUUAUUUUAGCCAAGAUAUUUAUAUUCGCCAAAUAGAUCUCAUGCGUGGAGGUAGGCUGACUAUCUAAAUGUAAUGAUAAAAUAAGUGUAAUUUAAACAUUAUAAAAUGUAAUUUUAUUCUUGUGGUUGGAAAUUAAUGAUUUUCAAUACUGUGAUGUAUUUGACGGCAAGUUAUAUAUAUUUCCAUUGUAGAAAUAAAAUUUAAUAUUCAUAUGUUGAA